UAUACAAUUGGGUGUUAGGUGUUAUUGCGAUGUAGGUGGUUUUACUAACUAAUUAAAUUUGAAGAAUUCAAAUUUCUUCUGCAUGUUUAAUUACUAAAGCAAAGUUAUGCUCUUGUUUUGGGUUAUUCGUGUCUAAAGUUGUCUCUCAUUAGGAUAUGUUUUUUUUCCAAAUCCAUAUGUCUCUUUAAUUCGUCAUGGCCGAAGUGAAAGCUUUAGAACAUCCUACUUUAAAAGUUCCAUACGAAGUGUUGAAUAAGAAAUUCCGAACAGCGCAGAAAACAAUUGAUCGCGAAGUAUCUCACGUUCAAAAUGCCGCAACCGAGUUAGAAAAGGGGCUUAGCAAGAAAUCCCCUAAUGUUGGUGAAAUAAAAGUCCUACUAGGUGGUGUAGUAGAAAAGCUAAAUAUUCUUAAGAGAAAAUUAGUCAGCAACCAGUCUGAAGGAAGUGUAAGUGAAGAACUUGAAGCUGCAUCGGUGUGCAAAAGAAGAUUAGACCAUUUGAAAGAUCAUGGCAGCUCUCAGGAAUCUGCAGUAGCACAAUGGAAGAAGAAACGUUUAGAUCGAAUGCUUGUCGAUCAUUUCUUGCGUUGCGGGUACUAUAAUACUGCUCUAAAAUUGGCCAAGCAUUCAAACAUUGAAGAUCUUACCAAUAUCAAUUUGUUUUUAAUUUCAAAAGAAGUCGAAGAGUCCUUACAAAGACAUGAAACUGCUAGUUGUCUAAAUUGGUGUUAUGAUAACAAAUCAAAACUACGGAAGCUGAAAAGUUCCUUAGAAUUCAACCUACGCCAGCAGGAAUUCAUUGAAUUAAUUCGCCAAGAUUUGAGAAUUGAAGCCAUAAAACAUGCCAGAAAAUACUUUUCUAAUGUUGAAGAGGAUCAUCUGACCGAAGUGCAACAUGUUAUGGGUCUUCUAGCAUUUCCUUUAUGUACCGCCAUUCACCCUUACAGGGAUUAUUUUGAUGAAGCUAGGUGGAACAAAUUGGUUUUGCAAUUUAGACAUGAUAAUUUUAAACUUUAUCAGUUGAGCAAUGUUUCAGUCUUCUCCGUUUCCUUACAAGCUGGAUUAUCUGCCUUAAAAACUCCCAUAUGCUAUAAAGCAGAAGGGGAAAGAAAUGCCGAUUGCCCAGUCUGUGGACCUGCUCUUAAUAAAUUAGCUCAGUCAUUGCCAUAUUCACAUUGCUCACAAUCAAGGCUUGUAUGUUACAUCUCCGGUGAACCUUUGAAUGAACAUAAUCAUCCGCUAAUGCUACCAAAUGGUUAUGUAUAUGGAGAACUUUCUUUAAAAACUAUGGCUGCAGACAAUAAUGGAAAAGUUACGUGUCCACGAACUAAAGAAGUGUUCGAUUUGAAGGAGGCAGAAAAAAUCUUUGUCAUGUAAACUCUCUCUUUUUUUAUUGUUGAACUAUAUGUGAAAUUGCCUUCAAAUAUGAACUUCAAAGUUGUACAGAUCUUAGUUUAUACAUACAAUACACAUAUAUAAUGUAAGCCGAAAGUAAUUAUAAUUUCUCUAAAGUUAUUUAUUAUGAAAGUUCAAUUGUAUGUUUUAAAGAAGGACUGGAUUAUGUAUUGAUAUCCUGAAUUAUAAACAAUGUGUUGCUUUUUUAAUAAAACAUGUCCUCUGAAACAUU
Uloborus diversus is the source of this 1626-nucleotide messenger RNA. It is a transcript of the gene Kaz, whose product is annotated as E3 ubiquitin-protein transferase MAEA-like. Gene Ontology annotation, cellular component: GID complex; cytoplasm; nucleus. The record is from RefSeq and is a predicted model, not a curated record. The transcript has a single exon. Gene Ontology annotation, molecular function: protein binding; ubiquitin protein ligase activity. Gene Ontology annotation, biological process: proteasome-mediated ubiquitin-dependent protein catabolic process. NCBI's taxonomy places the organism in Eukaryota, Metazoa, Arthropoda, Arachnida, Araneae, Uloboridae. The coding region runs from base 195 to 1376 and encodes 393 amino acids.